Alnus glutinosa is the source of this 1201-nucleotide messenger RNA. Its product is annotated as protein THYLAKOID ASSEMBLY 8-like, chloroplastic. Bases 32 to 853 code for a protein of 273 amino acids. The record is from RefSeq and is a predicted model, not a curated record. NCBI's taxonomy places the organism in Eukaryota, Viridiplantae, Streptophyta, Magnoliopsida, Fagales, Betulaceae. Gene Ontology annotation, molecular function: protein binding. The transcript is spliced from 2 exons.
AUGAUGUAAACUUUGCGUAUUCGUUGGGUACAUGACUCUGUAUCUCACACUCCCAUUCCUCUCAUUGAUCAACUCGGUCACAGUGGUAACUCCAAUGGCAACCCGUGCAUUUUCAAGACUAAGAAACCCAAUUUUCGCUGCGACAGUGCUUCGGAACCUAACCAGAGCACCCAUUAGAGAGCCCACAUUUCCUGUAAACCCCAAAGUUCCAGCAUUAGGAGCCGAUUAUUGCACUCCCUUUAGGCUAUACCAUGAUGGGAGGCCCAGAGGACCCCUCUGGAGAGGCAAGAAGUUGAUUGGGAAGGAAGCGCUUUUUGUGAUACUGGGAUUGAAGAGGUUCAAGGAUGACGAAGAGAAGCUUGAGAAGUUCAUCAAGUCCCACGUGCUGAGGCUUUUGAAGAUGGAGAUGAUUGCUGUUCUCGGCGAGCUUGAGCGCCAGGAAGAGGUUUCUUUGGCUGUCAAGAUAUUUAGGGUUAUACAGAAGCAAGACUGGUACAAGCCCGAUGUCUUUCUGUAUAAGGACCUGAUUAUUGCAUUAGCGAGAUGUAAAAAGAUGGAUGAUGCAAUGCUGUUGUGGGAAGACAUGAGAAAGGAGGAUUUAUUCCCUGAUUCUCAAACAUAUGCUGAAGUUAUCAGGGGCUUCUUGAGGCAUGGAUCUCCUGCAGAUGCAAUGAACAUAUUUGAAGACAUGAAGAAGUCUCCAGAUCCACCGGAGGAGUUGCCAUUCAGGAUUUUGUUGAAGGGACUUCUGCCACACCCCCUUUUAAGAAACAGAGUCAAGCAAGAUUUUGAAGAGCUCUUUCCCGAGCGGCAUGUGUAUGAUCCUCCAGAAGAGAUAUUUGGCAUGCGCUGAGGUUACCAUUCAGUGCUUUUGUUUUCUUAGUCCUUUUUAUUUAUAUUUUGUUGUGAUAACCCAUUCCUUUACUUGUAUUAUUCUGACACUGACAAUGUCUUUUGUGAGAAUAUAGAUUAGCAUAUUGAGAUAAAAUGGUGUUAGAAUCCUUUAGAAAAAACGUUUGUGUCAGGAAAGCACUAUCCUGACUAGGUUAUCGAAAGAAUAUAUUAAAGAUUUAAGACAUAUAAACAGUUUAAUGAUGUCAGGAAAUGAGGAAAUAAUGUAAAGCCAAAGAUAGGGUGAAAGUUGUAUCCUCCAUUUAUGUUAUUAGGAACAAUUAUAUGACCAAAUCUGUUACUAUUUGAA